This is a messenger RNA of Exophiala aquamarina CBS 119918, 618 nucleotides long. RefSeq lists its product as uncharacterized. Gene Ontology annotation, biological process: cellular response to oxidative stress. NCBI's taxonomy places the organism in Eukaryota, Fungi, Ascomycota, Eurotiomycetes, Chaetothyriales, Herpotrichiellaceae. The transcript is spliced from 3 exons. Bases 1 to 618 code for a protein of 205 amino acids. The record is from RefSeq and is a predicted model, not a curated record.
AUGGCGGACAAAUUUCUGGACGCUGUCAAGGAUCGCAAAUCGUUGUAUAAGCUGAAGGCAGAAUCGCCCAUCCCGGACUCCAAAAUCCAGGAGAUUGUCGAAGUAGCGAUAAUGCAUUCGCCCUCCACAUACAAUGUCCAGUCAGCGCGAGCUGUUAUCCUCUUUGGGGAGCAAUCUGCUAAGCUGUGGGACAUUGCUCUCAAGCACAUGGAACCUGCCCUGGCAGGCUCACCAAUGAAGGACCAUGUGGUUAGCCGCAUCGCUUUGCAUCGGGCAUCCAAAGGCACCGUGCUGUGGUUCGAGGAUCAGAAUGCGCUUGACGCCCUAGGGGAAAAGAGUCCCAUGAUUAAGCCGCUGCUGGAAGAAUGGUCGAACCACUCGAGCGGUAUCCAUCAAUUCGUUGCUUGGGCCGCGCUCGAAGCAGAAGGCCUAGGAGCUAACCUGCAACAUUAUAACUUCCAUCCUGGGUUCGUUGCAGAGGUUGCUUCCACCUUUGAUUUGCCCGACCCUGCGAUCUGGAAGCCAAAGUCUCAGUUGGUAUUCGGUACGCCCACCGGUGACCGAGAGUACCCAAGGGCCUAUGAGCCGUUGGACAAGAGAGUCCUCGUCAAAGCCUGA